This is a messenger RNA of Gordionus sp. m RMFG-2023, 1545 nucleotides long. RefSeq names its product probable tRNA (uracil-O(2)-)-methyltransferase. The record is from RefSeq and is a predicted model, not a curated record. The transcript has 8 exons. Gene Ontology annotation, biological process: tRNA methylation. Gene Ontology annotation, molecular function: tRNA (uridine) methyltransferase activity; metal ion binding. Lineage: Eukaryota; Metazoa; Nematomorpha; Gordioida; Chordodea; Parachordodidae. Bases 75 to 1505 code for a protein of 476 amino acids.
AUCAUAAUGAUAGAACGUUAAAAUUAUCAAAAAUUUAUGAUAAUAUCCAUGAACUUAAAAUAGGAUCACUCAAUAUGAUAAAUUCUCAUUUGAUCUUUUAUAACAAUGUAUACAAUGAUAUGAAGCAUGAGCAUUCGAAAUAUUUACUAAAUAAUUGGCCAUUCAAUACAGAUCCAAAAAAGCAUAUAUACGAAGAAAUGGCGAUUGCUGCAUAUCUUAUGUCUUUAUGGAGAAUAGAUGAUUGUGAAACUUGUCAGCCAAAUAACAAAGAAUUACCUAACAAAGAUCAAUCAAAAUAUUUCCAAUAUAAGUUUUUGGAUUUGGGAUGCGGCAAUGGACUUCUCACUUACUUUUUAACUAAAUGCGGAUUUAAGGGUGUAGGAAUCGAUAUUAGGGAGCGAAAAACCUGGUCAAUUUUGAAACAAACCGAAGAAAAUUUGAAUUUACAAGAGAUGGCAUUAGAUCCAUCCCAAGAAAAUUGCGUCUUUUCGGAAUACGAAUGGAUCGUAGGCAAUCAUUGUGAUGAAUUAACUCCCUGGAUUCCUCAUUUAUCUCAAAAAAACGAUACCUUACAUCUUCCCCGCAACAAAUUAUUUAUUUUACCAUGUUGCCCUCAUGACUUUUACGGAAAAUAUCAACGCAGGAGACCCCAUUUGAGUCGUUAUGAGGAUUAUUUGAUGUUUCUCACCGAUUUGCUCAAAAACAAAUACGGGUUUCGAACUCACGUCGAUAAGUUAAGGAUUCCAUCGACUAAGAGAAUAUGUUUGAUCGGAUAUCCUCCAAGUCAAAAAAAUACAUUGCUACUCAAGACAUCAGGUGAUGCUAUAGGAACACAAACUAAUUUUAUUCCCAGACCCAAGCUGGAAGUGGUUCGAAAUUGCACUCUAGUGGACAAAUCUAUCAUUACGGAUAUUGUGAAUAGAGUUUUUGCCAUGAUUAUUAGCGCUGAUCCUAUCAAGGGUUUUUAUGUAAUUGGAUGCGAAAAAGAAAAAAAUAUCCAGGAUCAUAUAGAUAAGCUGAAAUUGAGUGUAGAGGAGAGCACUGCUAAUCUCCACACAAUGAAUAAAAUACAACAUUCUAAUAAAGAACCUGAGGUUGUUAUCGAAGAUUCUACUAUUUUUUGGCACUGUGGAGGGAGAGUUCCAUUAUCAGAUAUAAUAGAAACGCUAAAUUCAUCUGAAAAGACGGCUUUAAAAUCGCAAGCAGGAGGAAUUAGGACACUUUUAAAGAAUCACGGUUAUAUAUUUACAGUAAAAGGAGAAUUCGUCACACUUUCUUACCAUGCGAAUAUAGACGUCGGCCAAAAUUUAAACGGUAAUAAUGUAUCGGGGACUAGUUUAGGACAAAACUUAAAAUCUCGCCACAAAAAUCGGGGUAAUAAAAAAUUCGCCAUCUUUAAGAAGAGCAAAAUGUGUUGGUUUUAUCAAAAUCAUCCUCAAGGAUGUCUUUAUCCUGAAUCUUCUUGUAUGUACGCUCAUGGACCCGAUAAUUUAAUUAAAUUGUAAUAUUUUUUUAAAAGAAAACUAUAUUAUAUCCUAUGAUUUU